This is a messenger RNA of Dipodomys ordii (Ord's kangaroo rat), 1630 nucleotides long. RefSeq names its product splicing factor 3a, subunit 2, 66kDa (gene Sf3a2). The coding region runs from base 126 to 1517 and encodes 463 amino acids. Gene Ontology annotation, cellular component: catalytic step 2 spliceosome; U2 snRNP; nucleus. Gene Ontology annotation, biological process: spliceosomal complex assembly. Gene Ontology annotation, molecular function: nucleic acid binding; zinc ion binding. The transcript is spliced from 9 exons. Lineage: Eukaryota; Metazoa; Chordata; Mammalia; Rodentia; Heteromyidae. The record is from RefSeq and is a predicted model, not a curated record.
UGGUUCUUUCGCCCGUAGUAAGCCUGCGCAAAGCCAAGUCCUGGUGGUCGUUGAGAAGGCCUUGGCUGUUUGAGGCCUUUGGCCCGGGUUUCUCCCCUGUCUCCUAAAGCCCUAAAGCCUUCACCAUGGACUUCCAGCAUAGACCCGGGGGUAAGACUGGCAGUGGAGGUGUUGCCUCCUCUUCUGAGAGCAACAGGGACCGGCGGGAGCGCCUGCGACAGCUAGCCUUAGAAACAAUCGACAUCAACAAGGACCCAUAUUUUAUGAAAAACCACCUGGGAUCUUAUGAAUGUAAGCUUUGCCUUACACUUCACAACAAUGAGGGGAGUUACCUCGCACAUACUCAGGGGAAGAAGCAUCAGACCAACUUGGCUCGGCGUGCGGCCAAAGAGGCCAAGGAAGCCCCUGCUCAGCCAGCACCAGAGAAGGUCAAGGUGGAGGUAAAGAAAUUUGUGAAGAUUGGCCGCCCCGGUUACAAAGUGACCAAACAGAGGGACACUGAGAUGGGCCAGCAGAGCCUCCUGUUCCAGAUCGAUUACCCUGAAAUUGCUGAGGGCAUCAUGCCCCGUCACCGCUUCAUGUCUGCCUAUGAGCAGAGGAUUGAGCCUCCAGACCGACGCUGGCAGUAUCUGUUGAUGGCCGCUGAGCCCUAUGAGACCAUCGCCUUCAAGGUGCCCAGCAGGGAGAUCGACAAGGCAGAAGGCAAGUUCUGGACCCACUGGAACAAGGAGACCAAGCAGUUUUUUCUCCAGUUCCACUUCAAGAUGGAGAAGCCUCCAGCACCACCCAGCCUUCCUGCAGGGCCCCCAGGUGUGAAGCGGCCCCCACCUCCGCUGAUGAAUGGCUUGCCCCCCCGGCCUCCACUACCAGAGGCUUUGCCUCCACCUCCACCAGGAGGCCUUCCUUUACCCCCUAUGCCCCCCACCGGGCCUGCACCCUCUGGACCCCCGGGACCUCCCCAGCUGCCUCCACCAGCUCCCGGGGUCCAUCCCCCAGCCCCAGUGGUCCAUGCUCCCACAUCUGGGGUCCACCCAGCUGCUCCUGGGGUCCAUCCACCUGCUCCCGGAGUCCACCCUUCAGCGCCUGGAGUCCACCCCGCAGCCUCAGUGGUCCACCCCCCCACAUCUGGGGUCCACCCCCCUGCUCCAGUGGUCCACCCACCAGCCCCUGGGGUCCACCCACCAGCCCCAGGAGUCCAUCCACCAGCCCCAGGGGUCCACGCUCCUCCAUCAGCUGGAGUUCACCCCCAGGCCCCUGGGGUGCAUCCUGCUCCUGCAGUUCACCCCCAGGCUCCUGGGGUGCACCCACAAGCCCCUGGGAUUCACCCACAGGCACCUGGAGUACACCCUCAACCUCCUGGGGUUCACCCUGCUGCUCCUGGAGUACACCCUCAGCCUCCUGGGGUUCACCCCUCAAAUCCUGGGGUGCACCCUCCAACUCCCAUGCCUCCCAUGAUGAGGCCUCCACUCCCCACCGAAGGCCCUGGGAACAUUCCCCCUCCUCCCCCAACCAACUGAAAAAUGCCCCACGUUGUGAGUCUGGUUUUGUUUUCCCUAUUUUCCCAUGGAGACACUGCAAGCUUUUGUAUUUUGUACUGUCGCUGGAGCCCAGUAAACAGCCUCCCCAUGUC